UAUACUUUAGGGGAAAUCAAAAUGCGAAGAACUUUUCUCCAUGGGAGGAGAUAUUUGAGCAAGGCCUAAAUCUAGACAAACUUCAACAUGCAAAAGUGAUUCAAACUUUUGUGGGCAUGUUGGAUUUCCCUUCUAUAUAAGCAGCUUUGAGCUUUUUUUUGGCCCAAAUGGGUUCUGGGCCAUUUUUGUCUACAAGGCCUUCUGACAAUGAAAAUGAUGUGGAAAAUGGUAUCUUGGGAAGAGAAAAAGAUAAAGCUUUGCGGACUAGCAGAUCGGUUAAGAUACCUAACCAGGCCUUACUGUCUGGGGCAGCUUACUGCAUUUCGUCCUGCAGCAUGAUACUCAUUAAUAAACUUGUCUUGUCCAGCUAUGACUUCAAUGCCGGUAUAUCUUUAAUGCUGUACCAGAAUUUUGUUUCUGUACUUAUCGUGUCUGCAUUGUCCAUUUUGGGUGUUGUAACUACAGAGCCGCUAACAUGGAAGCUAAUUAAGGUUUGGAUACCUGUGAACAUUAUCUUUGUUGGGAUGCUCAUUACAAGCAUGUUCAGCUUGAGAUACAUUAAUGUUGCGAUGGUUACAGUCCUCAAGAAUGUCACCAAUGUAAUGACUGCAGUUGGUGAGAUGUAUCUCUUCCAGAAACAUCAUGAUAAUAGAGUCUGGGCUGCUCUAUUUUUGAUGAUUAUUUCAGCCAUUUGUGGAGGAAUCACUGAUUUAACCUUCAACGCUGUUGGUUAUACAUGGCAAUUUAUCAACUGUUUUCUAACUGCUUCAUAUUCUUUGACAUUACGGCGUGUCAUGGACACAGCAAAGCAAGUCACUCGAUCAGGAAAUUUGAAUGAGUUUACGAUGGUCUUGUUAAAUAACACUCUCUCAAUCCCUUUGGGUGUCCUGCUUAUUUUCAUAUUCAAGGAGGUGGACUAUUUAUAUGAAACCCCGCUUCUGAAGUUGCCGAGUUUUUGGUUGGUUAUGACACUAAGUGGAUUUCUCGGUCUGGCUAUCAGCUUCACUUCUAUGUGGUUUCUACAUCAAACAGGGGCUACCACAUACAGUCUUGUUGGUUCUCUCAAUAAAAUUCCUCUCUCGGUUGCUGGAAUAGUUUUGUUCCAUGUUCCUACCAGCUUGCAGAAUUCUACUAGCAUUCUAUUUGGUCUUAUAGCUGGGGUAUUUUUCGCUCGAGCUAAGCUAAAGGAAAAAUCUCAGUCUGGAUAGUUGGAAUCCCAAUUCACUUGUGUGCCCAAUGGUGGAAAGUUUCAUGUUCACAAAAAUCCUGCUUUGUUGAUUGGAUUGGUUCUUGUAUCUUGCGCAAUGAGUUGAGUACUUGAGUUGAGCAGCCUUUAGAGAGGAAAAACACGAAGAUGGAGCAUGUUUAUUUGUACAGGACAACCGAGUUUCCAUAUGAAGAAAAAUGGUUGCUUUGUUGAUAGCUGGGAUGCAAUGCUCUUCCGGCGUACCAGUAUAGUAGAUCAAAGGCAUUUGUGCCCUGGCAUCGAGCUUUUGCAUCUUUAGCAAAGUAUCUACAAGUUAUUCCUUUCUGAUUCUUGUUCCAAUUAAUCCUUUGGUAUUUUUGGCACAAAGGAAAUUUGUAAACAAACUAUUAGGUGAGGGUCGAAGACCUAUUUGAAUGUAAUCACAAGCUGAACUAUAUAAAAUGAAAUGCAAAGUUUAUCGUAGUAUGUUCUUAGUUUGAAAGCCUCUUCUCACAAUUCGCUUUCAAUAUCUAAUAUAUUCCCUUUUUUUAUAUUUACCA
Chenopodium quinoa (quinoa) is the source of this 1746-nucleotide messenger RNA. Its product is annotated as GDP-mannose transporter GONST1-like. NCBI's taxonomy places the organism in Eukaryota, Viridiplantae, Streptophyta, Magnoliopsida, Caryophyllales, Amaranthaceae. Gene Ontology annotation, molecular function: GDP-mannose transmembrane transporter activity; antiporter activity. The transcript has 10 exons. The record is from RefSeq and is a predicted model, not a curated record. Gene Ontology annotation, cellular component: Golgi apparatus. The coding region runs from base 168 to 1208 and encodes 346 amino acids.